Verticillium dahliae VdLs.17 is the source of this 1452-nucleotide messenger RNA. Its product is annotated as cell cycle control protein cwf8. Gene Ontology annotation, molecular function: protein binding; ubiquitin protein ligase activity. Gene Ontology annotation, cellular component: U2-type catalytic step 1 spliceosome; cytoplasm; Prp19 complex. The record is from RefSeq and is a predicted model, not a curated record. NCBI's taxonomy places the organism in Eukaryota, Fungi, Ascomycota, Sordariomycetes, Glomerellales, Plectosphaerellaceae. Gene Ontology annotation, biological process: protein ubiquitination; DNA repair; mRNA splicing, via spliceosome. The transcript has 5 exons. The coding region runs from base 1 to 1452 and encodes 483 amino acids.
AUGUUGUGUGGAAUCUCGGGAGAGACUCCCCAGGAGCCUGUCGCCUCGAGGAAGUCUGGCCAAGGCGCCGUCUUCGAGAAGCGCCUCAUCGAAAAGUACAUCACGGAGAAUGGCACCGAGCCCGGAACCGGCGAAGCCCUGACGACCGACGACCUCCUCCCCCUCUCCCAGUCGCACAUUGUCCGGCCACGACCCCCAACGCUGACAUCGAUCCCCGCCCUCCUCGCGACCUUCCAGAACGAAUGGGACGCGCUGGCGCUCGAGACGUAUAACUUGAAGGAGCAGCUGGCCCGCACCCGUGAGGAGCUCGCGACGGCUCUGUACCAGCACGAUGCUGCGGUUCGCGUCAUUGCGCGGCUGACGAGGGAGAGGGACGAGGCGAGGGACGCUCUUUCGAGGGUUACUGUCACGGGUGGCGCGGCCAAUGGCGAUGCGAUGGCCGUCGAUUCGGUCGAGACGCUUCCGGAGGAGGUGGCCGAGAGGGUGGCAGCGAAGCACCAAGAGCUCUCCAAGUCGCGCAAGAAGCGCCCCGUUCCCGAAGGCUGGGCGACGCCCGAGGAACUCGCGGCUUUCCAGACUACGGCCUCCACAACGCUGCCCGUCCCCCACACCUCUUCGCUCGCCCUCGAGGGGGACUAUGCGGCCAUCGCAGGACCCGAAGGCAAUGCCGCUAUCUACUCGAUCGACUCUGACAAGCUCGAGCGACAUGUCCAGAUCGGCCAGCCAAUCACCGACACCGUCUGGACGGGCAGCAAGCUCAUCUUCUCGACGACGCAAGGCACCGUCAAGGUCUUUGAGAGCGGCAGCGAGAUCGCCUCGCUGGCCGAAAAUGCCGGUGCUGUCACUGCCCUCGCGCUGCACCCUCUUGGCGACCUGCUCGCCUUCGUCGGUCAGGACAAGAGUAUUGUCUUCUACGACCUGUCGACCAUGUCGCGUGUUAGCCGCACCUACGGCGAUGCCGCCCCCGCCCCAGCUCUCACAUGCUGCGCUUUCCACCCGGAUGGCCACAUUUUCGCCGCCGGCACGGCCACCGGCGAACUCAAGCUCUUCAUGACGGCCACGCUCGACGUCGCAGCGUCCUUCUCCCUCGGCGCCCCCAUCCAGGCGCUCGCCUUUUCCGAGAACGGCUUCUGGGUCGCCGCGACGGCCAAGGGCCAGAGCUCUGUGACCAUUUUCGACCUGCGAAAGGAGGGCGAGGCGGCCAAGGCCAAGGUCCUCGAGACGGGCGGCUCGGUGCAGUCGCUCGCCUGGGACUACUCGGGCCAGUUCCUCGCGACAGCCGGCGCCAGCGGCAUCACGGUGCAGCAGUACACCAAGAGCUCCAAGUCGUGGUCGGAGCCGUUCCGCAGCUCCGUCACAGCCGUGGCCGUCCGGUGGGGCGACAAGGCGAGGCAGCUCGUCUCCGUCAACGGCGAGGGCGUCGUGUCCGUGUUUGGUGUCAAGGAGGGGUAA